This is a messenger RNA of Cotesia glomerata, 868 nucleotides long. RefSeq lists its product as uncharacterized. The record is from RefSeq and is a predicted model, not a curated record. Bases 193 to 540 code for a protein of 115 amino acids. NCBI's taxonomy places the organism in Eukaryota, Metazoa, Arthropoda, Insecta, Hymenoptera, Braconidae. The transcript is spliced from 4 exons.
UUAUUAUUUCAAAUAAGAAUCAACAAAAAUUUUGGUUGCUAGGUUCAUUGUUUACAUGUUACAUUAUACAUAUAACCUUUAUAAGGGCAUAUAAGUAACCCUAAACUAAUAAAGCAUAACAAAGGGUAUAAAGAGACAGUAUAAUAUCUACUUCAUGAGCAUAAAUAAUUAAUUAAGCUACAAAAAUAAAGCAUGAAUAGUAAAAAUAGCAGUAUCGAUUCUUAUAAUACCCCAUUGGAAGACAUAUUUUUAGGCACGGAAAUAAAUAAUUCAAAAAAAAAUUUAUCGAACAAGAGUGAUGGCGAAAAUAAUCCAAAGUUAGAUAAACCCGGGAGCUCCGAUAAUAAUCACAUCAAAUACAUCAACCGUCCAGUCAUGGAUACUUCUUUGCCCUAUAUUCCAGUUUAUACUCAUCUCGUAACUUAUGAUCUAACGCCGAUAGAGAGACCGCCAACGCCACCGGUCAUUAAAAUUUUACGAGCCCAAUUACGAAAUGACACUCCGGAAUCGAGAGCGUCAAGUAAAACCGGGCAAUUUUAAGAGAUCGUAAAAUAUUAACUUCGACUUCAGGACCUUGGAAAUAAGUAUCGAUAUUUUUCGACAUAAAUAAUUCUCGGUGGCUCGCAUGUAUUAACUCUGAAUUUUCGAUUCCCAAAAUUAUAAAUAGCCUGUACUGGACGAACCGAGGAUUCAAGAGUCGCUUAUAUUGACGAAUGAUUUGUGAGCCGCUGUAAUAACGUCAUAUGAAUGUGACGUCCUGCACACGUGUGAUUUAAUUCUGGAAUAUUAUAUAUUCCGAUGGGCUACUAAAGUCACACGCAAAAUUGUAAUCAAGGAUUUAUUUUUUAUCAACAAUGAUAAAUAUUUA